Molecule: messenger RNA, 3801 nt
Organism: Vitrella brassicaformis
Lineage: Eukaryota; Vitrellaceae
Source: the annotation of a GenBank genome assembly
UCAUGUGAUUGGCUGAUCGGCCCACUGCCGCACCUCAUCGCGCGACCCGGCGAACACCACCUUGGUCUUGCACUGCUCACACAGGUACUCCGGCUCGUCCAGCAGCUCCACCAACGGUAUCUUCUCCUCCUUCUUGCGGCCCUCGUUCUGUCUCUUGAUGCCCUCGUUCUCCUCACGCCGCCGCGCAUUCUCCGCCCGCACCUGGUGGAGGUCCCGCCGCCACUUGCUGCAGCGUUGGUCAUAGCACUGGCGACACAGUCGCAGGUGUCUGCAGGGCAUGUACAUGACCGAUGGGGGCGCGUCGAGGCAGAUGGCACACUCACGCCCAUCUCCCUCUGGCUGGGCCGCUCCCGGGGGCUGCUGCUGCUGCUGCUGCUGGGGGGAAGGCUGCUGUAGCGGCAGAGGGGCACUGGAGCUGCUGGACGAUGACGGCUGGUGCUGCUGGGCGGCAGUGGUGGUGAGCUCGGCAAGCCUGACAGACCGACGAGACCGUUGCGUUUCGUUCUUAUGUGCUGUGUUGUGGGAUGUGAGUACCUUCGCUUGAGCUCCUCAUUCUCGCGCUGCAGCUGAGCCUCGCGCGACGACCCGCCCAACCUGCACACACACCCACACACACAACGCCACAGCAAGGCAUGGGAAUCCGAUCCGUCCCAUCCGUGCGUCAAUGUCCAUGUAUGUGUGCCACCCACCUAUCAUUCACACCACCAGCAGCACCAGCACCAGCCGAGGCUCCCUCUCCACCCUCAUCAUCAUCCAAUGGCCUGACCACACACACGCAAAUCGAAUGACGUGACGAUCCGCACAUCGUCGCUUUGUGUGUUGGUGUGCCUGCCUACCCUAGUGGCUCUUGGUAUGGUGUUGCGGCUGCUGCUGCUGCGGCCGCCGGAGCUGGUGGUGCAGCACUGGGAUGGCCGUAGCUGCUGGACGAGGGACAGGCAUCAAAGGCGCACCUGACACAAUACAGAACAAACAUGGCAAUUAGAUGGCGGCUGUGCCGCGUGUGUUGAUUGAGCGUCUGUGCGCACCUCAGCCCAUGCAAUUGCGAGAAACGGGGCUCAUUCUGACUCAACGAAGCUCCAAACGACCUGAUACGAUGCACGAACAACAACCACCACCGAUGUGUGCGUGAGCUGUCCUGAUGUCGGCCUGGCUGUUCCCUACUUGGGACACUUGACGAGUGGCGGAGGACCCCGGUGACGCGACGGACAAUCCACACUCGACGAGGAGGGAAGCAAGCCGUCACUGACACAAAGAGAGACGACAACACACACCAACACCAUUCCUUGUGCCCACCAAUCUAUCCCCUUCUCUGUGCCUGUCUGCUUACGGCUGCUGUGGCCCAUGCGCUGGAUGCGGGAAUGGCCCAUCGGCACCGCUCGCCGGUCUGUGUGCAGGUGGCAGGGGCCGAGGGGGUGGGGGCGGGUGAGAGGGACUCGACGACACGAACGGUCGCCGCUUGCCCGACUGGCACAGAUCCUCAGCUGACGGCAGACGGGGAGGGGGAGGGGCCGGCCGAGACGACAGGGAUGGUGCAGCACCAGAGAGGCCCAGCCCGCUGCCUCUUCCCAACUUGCUGUCUGCUGAUGGGCCCGGCAGCCGCUCCUCGCCCGGCGUCUGGUCGGCCAUCGACACACCGCUGGGGCGAGAGAGCAGAGGGCGAUCGUGGGGCUGGUGGGAUCGAGACUUAUCGGCUGAGGGCGGCAGAUUCGUCUGUUGCUUGGCUGUGGGGGGCUGGAAGGGCGAGAAGGGGUGACAGGGCGGCCCUUUGGCGUGGGCAGCUGGGUGGGACUUGGUGGGGGCCGCCUUCUGCUUGGGGUUGAUGGCCUGCGCAUGGCUUUCGACGGUGCGUUGGGCGAAGGCCGACCCCAACAGUAGGGCGUCGAUGUCCUCAUCGUUGGAAGUUGGCUGGUCGUCAUUGGCUGCCCCAGUGCUGUCCGCCUGGUCGUCUUCGCCGCCCGGCGGGCUGCUGGUGGCGGCUGUGCUGUGCUGCCCCUUGCCCCGCUUGCCCUUACCCUUCUUGCCCUUCGCCUUAGCCGCCUCCUUCUUCUUGUUUGCCGCCUCCUCCUCCUCUCUGAUGAGGGCCUCCGCGUUGGCGUCGGCCUCCCUCUGUUGCCGCGCCAAGUCGGCCGCUGUGGGGGCCUCGUUGGCCUCUCGUGUGGCCUGCCGCCUCUUGUGCCUGUCGCGCUGCUCUUUCAUCUUUUGCAGCCGCCCCUGCGCCUCGAUGGUGGCGGGGCGCCGGUCGGGAAUGGGCAGCUCAUUGGGCGCCGCGUUGCACUCCGCCAGCACCAGCUGGCGACGGCGGCGGUCCUCCUCUGUGGCUGUGGGCAGCAGGGAAAUGUUGGCACCGGCCAACAAGAGCACGCGGAUGAUGAGGAUGAGGUCGCUGAAGCGGUCUCCCAGCCGGUCCCUCUCGGCCUGCUCCGUGUUGUUGUCUUCCAGCCGUUGGAUGUCGUCAUCGAGCUGUCGGGCAGCGACGCCAAGGGGUGUCUCGUCGCCAAAGAGCGUCCCUCUGUCGAUUCCAGCAGCGGCGAGACGGUGACACAGAGAGGCAGCCACACGGUGGGAGCCCUUCGAGGCCGCGGUGUGCAGUGGCGUGCAGCCAAGGAUGUCUGUCGCCUCGAUAUCCACCCCAUUGGCCACCAGCAGGUCUAUGUAGCUCUCGAUGAACUGCUGAGAAUAGACUGAAGGGGACUCGGCCGCCACAUGGACCAGGUUGCCGCUCAUUGGUGACAGCUCGGCUGCGAGUGUGGAGUCUCGCUGGAUGAGCUGCCGGUAGAAGGACAGCAGAGCAGCCUCGUGAGCCUCAGUCGGCUGAUCCGUCCUGAAUGUGAAGGCCAGCGCCAUAACCCGCCGCCCCCGCAGCUGGAUGCCUGGAACAGACAGACAGACAGACAGACGAACAUCAGUGUGUGUCAGGUGUCGUGAGUGCUGUGAAUGGGUGUGUACCUGGCUGGUCUAUCAGGAGGCGGAAUGCGGCCGGGUUGCACGCCCUGAUGGCCACCCUCAGAGGCGUACACGGAGCGUGCCCCGUCCCCGCACCCCCGUUGAUGUCGGCACCGCUCUCGAUGAGGGCCUGCAUGACGGCAACCUGUAAGCCGAUCGUCGGCCACAUCCGCAUCGCCACCGGGGCGGGGAUUUCGCCAUCAUGGGAUGCCCAGAUCGCUGCCACGCUGUUGUUGGUCAUGUUGUCGAUGGCCAAAGACAACAGCGGGUAGGCUGUGUAGAUGCCCGUGAGGCCGUCCGCCACCUGCAAGCCAGGCUGCACAUUGGGGUCGGCUCCCUCCUGCUGGAUCAUGUCCGUCACAUGCUGUGGGUGAGUGACGGUGCGGCGGAUGACGGCCUCUGACAAGGUCAUGCUGACACCGAGAGGAGUGACGGCUUUGAAUCUGGACACCCAGCCAGGUGGUAGAGGCGGACCUGUGUCCGACACAGCGUCCAUAGGGAAUGCGUGUUGUGUCUUGGUUUGUUCGCUCACCGCUAUCCUGUCGGUCCUGGCCCUGCCCCUGACCGCUGCGAUUCGGUGCGCUGCCCUGCUGCCCACUAAAAGCCAUACCGAGACCCCCACUAACACGGCUAACACCUCUGUAAUUUCCUGCACACACAACAUUACUUAUGACAUCGACCCAGCAAGCGUAAGCGUGCUGCUGGUGUGUGCUGGGUGGGUGCAUGUGGCCACUCACCACCGUCAACGCCCAUGUGGUUUUCUUCUGCUUGCCCGUCGCUGCUCUCCUCGUCGCUGCUCUGCUGCUCCUCGGUAGCAGCGACGUAGGCGAUGCAUUUGUGGCGACUGACACGCUGCAU